Messenger RNA from Selaginella moellendorffii, 754 nucleotides. RefSeq lists its product as uncharacterized. Gene Ontology annotation, molecular function: mRNA binding; protein binding. Lineage: Eukaryota; Viridiplantae; Streptophyta; Lycopodiopsida; Selaginellales; Selaginellaceae. Bases 37 to 645 code for a protein of 202 amino acids. The record is from RefSeq and is a predicted model, not a curated record. The transcript is spliced from 5 exons.
GCCUGAAGAUAAGGUGAAAAUCUGUAGAUUGGAACAAUGCCGGCUUUGAUGCAGCAGCUAAAUGCACGGGCGUGGCCGCCAGUGGCGCCCUCGUCGUGGCCUUCCUCGCGCGCGCUUUGGAAUCACUGUGGAGGUGGAGCGAUUGGAUUGAAUGUAAAUUUGGUGCAAACACAUUCUAGGGAAACGCGGAUUUGGCAACGAAGCUCCAGUUUUGCGAGGCUUUUGGCUGCCGCUGCUGUGGACACGAAAUGGCUUCUCGAGCCCAUAGGAGAUGGUGAUUGCCGCCACAUAGGCGAAGAAGUUCCUCUGCCAAGUGCAUUUGAGCUCUCUACUGAUGCUGCCACGGUGGGACGUGUGGCUGACAAGGCAGACAUUGUAAUUCCAGUUGGAACAGUUUCUGGAUUACAUGCCCGGCUUGAGAAGAGAGAUUCGAUGCUUAUGGUAACUGAUUUAGACAGUACCAACGGGACCUUCGUUAAUAACAGGAGAGUGAGACCUGGAGCUGUCACUCCGGUUCCCCCAGGCAGCUCAAUCACAUUUGGUGAUGAGCAUUUAGCUCAAUUUAAGGUUUCCAUGAUUGAGAAAGGAGAAGAGAACACUGAGUCGAUCUACAUAGAAGCUCAGUUUACCGAAGCUGAGGAUUAAGCUCUGUCUGUCAUUUUUCAAGACAUAAGUCCUUUACCCUUUAUUAAUUUAGUAGUUUGUAAUUUAGCCUUUUAUGAUUAAAGUUUUUAACCAGGGUAUUUGUCCUAAA